Messenger RNA from Microplitis demolitor, 1350 nucleotides. RefSeq names its product GATA zinc finger domain-containing protein 14 (gene fest). The coding region runs from base 5 to 1240 and encodes 411 amino acids. NCBI's taxonomy places the organism in Eukaryota, Metazoa, Arthropoda, Insecta, Hymenoptera, Braconidae. The transcript has 7 exons. The record is from RefSeq and is a predicted model, not a curated record.
UUCAAUGUCUUCCAAUAAUAAGUCUAAUCGUAAAUCACGUCGCCGUAAGCCACGCAGUGCUAAUGACUCUAAGGCGAAAAUGACAAAUAUGUCGUCAGUAAUCGACGGUAAGAAAGAAUAUAAAAACAUUGACAUUUAUCAAAAUUAUCCAUCAACAUCAAACUCAGCGCCGCAUAUUCAAAGUCAUUAUUCUUCCAAUAAUCGUGAGAAUUAUCACGUUGCCAUGAGACCUAGGUCACUUUAUACAACUUAUAAUUAUCAUCCUAAUGAUAAUAAUAAUAAUUUUCAGCGUUUCAACGAUUUUUCAAAGUAUUUGGAAUCACCACCAAGCGAUCAAUGGACUGGAAUAAAUAAUAAUUCAAAUUAUAAUGGAGCGAACACUAUUUGGCGCCAAAGAAAUCCAACGAAAUCACUAAUUACGCCUUAUUAUCCUUCGGAGGACAAUAAUAAUUGUAUUUAUGGGGAAAAUUGGCGCGAUCAUGAUAUUGAAGGGGGUAGUGUUGGUGCUGUCGCUACACCACACGGUACAAUAUCUCUCAGACUUCAUAAUCGUAUUCGCGUUGACAUGACAGUCGAUCGUGCCGUCAGAGUUAUUAAUUUUAAGAAUAAUAUUGUAUUAUCUUUGAGUGGAUCUGGAUCAGCAGCAGCUCUUUUGCAUCCUAAUGGACGAAUUUAUCAAUAUGGAUCACGUGUUGAAAUUCUUGCUCAUGAUUCCCAUGGAAAUAAUAAAUUUGCUAAAAUGUGGUACAAAGGAGUAAGUUUUACUUCAGAACAAUGUGCGUUGGUGUAUUUAGUUGACGCAGCGGGAACAAGGACUACUACAGAUUCAUUUUCGGAUAUGAGUCAAGAUUUUUCAUUGAGCGUUUUUUAUGCUGAGUCAAGACACGGACCAGCAUGUCUCCAAGAAGCAACGACAGCUCUCAAUGCCGCUCAAUACUGGGUAACUGAAGAAGGAGUUGAAAAUUGGAUUAUUAAUAACGUCAGAGUAUCACAAACUUCUGAUGGACUUGUAAGAAUUGCAAGAAACAGCAACAAAUAUCAACUGCGAACAUCACCAAGCAACGGAACAGCGUCACUGACAACACCAUUCAUGCAUUGCACUGCUUCCUUGGGCCAGACAUCCCACUUAUUCGUACGUCGUGGCGAACGUCGGAUGCAUUACGACGGCACCAGCUUUAUUGUACGCAAUGCCGGUCAUAGUGCCGGCUUCGACGACAAUAAUCAACUUAAAGUCUACUAAAAAUAAUAAUUACAAUCUAUUCCCAUUAAACUUUUCAAAAAUAAUUAUAAAAUCUAUUUCGAGGCUAUUCGUUUUUAAAAUAAAAUAAUAAAUCUUUCAAUUCAUAAAUA